UUAUUUUUUUUCAUUAGUUGUUGUAGUAGUUAACUAAUUGCAUGCCAUUGACAGCGAUAGAAAUCCAAUUCAUUAUAACUGGGAGGGGCGAGUUAAUGAAUGUAAUAAAAUGUAUAUAUAUUUUUUUAAAUUAAAAAAUCUUUUAUUUUCAAAUAUUCUUAGCAUUUUUUGGGAGUUUUCUAUUGAUCCUUUUAUUUAUUUGUUUUUUUAAAAGAAAAAUGUUUUUGAUUUUUGUAUGUUAAGGUUUUCUCAGGGAUUUUUUGCCGUAUUUUUCAAUUUUGUAUUUAGUCCCCCCACCCUCCCCACCAGUCCAUAACACUUUUAAUUGUUUUUUUUUAUUUUUACCAUUUUUAAAAUAUAAUUUUCAUUUUUUAUAUUUUUGUUAAUUGUAAAUUCUUACAUCACGGAGUUAACAAAACAACCACUCAACUUUACAACUUUCAUGAAGUUUCCAUAUUAAAUGGCCACUUUGCUGUAGCUUUAGAGCUUUUUUUGGGAGGGUGUGAUGCCUCAAAAGCUUAAUUACUGUCACGAGCUGGUUCUCACGGUCGCCGACAACAACAUGACGGGACAGUGUGUGUUUGUGUGUGUGUGUUCUUGCAUGCUUGAAUAAAUGAUGACACGGGCCCUUCACGCGGCCUUUGAAAGCAUUGAUCCUAGAAUAGACCUGAUAAAAUAUUAACAGGACCUGAUUUUUAACGCUGGCUGCACGUUUGUAUGGAUUUCGGAUGACAGAAGGCGGAGCUCGCGUUCUGUCGCCCUUUGUUUUAAAAGCAGCGGUGGGUGACUCGGCAUAUACGCUUUUGGCGUGGCCUCAUUUCAGCUCACACUGCAAGAGAGUUUGUGUGAUGGUCGUCAUUUAUUGUACUGUUAAGUUUUAACUUGUUUGUUCAUGGAUAUGUGAUUGGAAAUCGGGAGAUCAUGUCAUUUUCAAAGGAUUGGAAUCGGGUAAAAUAAAUGAUCGGAUGUUUAAAAUGUAUUUAUUUUUAUGUAUUAACUCAUUGUCUGUCAUUGAUGGCGAUAGACGUCCAGUCCUUUUUGACCGGGAGGGCGGCAGCGAUUGUUCGAUCGCAGCACUUCUCGGUGGCAGUGAAUGAGUUAAAGGCUAUAAGCAACCAAAUAAUCCAGAGGCAUAGAAUUCAUAAUGCCAGUGGUAUGGAGGGAUUAUUUGUUUACCAACAGCAAAGCCUGGUUUAUACCUGUCGCGUUCAACGUUCCAUAGGGAAACGUGAUGCGUGGAGGUCAUCUGGUACGGGUUUUUAACAAUGUACACUCUGUGCUGCUCCGUUUAGCUCUGUGCGGCUUGCCAGACUACAUGGGGCAGCAAAAAUGUCUAUGGCAUACGAGCAACUUCAUAAAAGAGAGAAUCCAUUUUCCUGCAAAGUAGGGGAGCUUCUUUGUUGUUUGAUGCCAUUGUCAUCCUAGUGGUCUUUAUCGACCAAAUCAUAUACAUGUUUGUACUAGUGAUCUUCUGCAAUUAGCAGUUCGUCCGCAAUGUUUUGUCACAGGAGUUGAUGAAUCCUCUCCUGUAAAUCGCUAUCGAUAGAUCAUCAAAAUCGGGUGACUCGGACUCACAUGCAAAAAUAUUUAAUGGGGAUGUUCCUAUUUCCUAAUUGGCAAUAGUAAAGUCUAAAUAUUUGAAAUGUUGUUCACAUUUUUGCAUAAUUUUUUUUUUUUCUCUCUCUGUUUCACUGGUGGUCGAGUGGGUCGUCUUUUGACCAAAGGGUCAGGGUCUUGAAAUUAGCUCUCACUUGUGCAUAUUGUCUUUGUGUUCUUGUCCAACCCCAGUCUCCCUCAGUAUUUUAAAUAUUUUGCAUAUACGUAAUUUUGCAGCAGCUGUUUUUAUGGUGAUUCUUUUUCUUGCUGUAAUAACUGUUUGCAAUUUUAAUCUUGAAUGAAAAACGCUUACCCCGCCCACCGACCGGUCCACGCCCAAAUGUCCAACCCGGUGAUGGUAAAUCAUUAAUGAACUGCUCCUGUCUUGGUUCGCAUUUGAGUCGAUGACACAAGGUUAGUUGGGUCUUGGUACGCCUUCCCUUUAAAAGUGUGAAGCGUGCCCAUCAUGCGUCUGGCGCUGGACAUUUGCGGGCAUUUUGCCAAGACAACUUUAUCUCCCCCAGUCGAUGAGGCUACCGAGAACGAACCCGGCGACAUGGACCUGAGCGGCCUGCCGGAGACGGCAGUAGACUCUGAAGAGGACGAUGACGAAGAGGACAUCGAGCGGGCGUCCGAUCCUCUCAUGAGCCGGGAUAUUGUCCGAGACUGCCUGGAGAAGGACCCCAUGGACAGGACGGACGACGACAUAGAGCAAUUACUGGAGUUCAUGCAUCAGCUGCCAGCCUUCGCUAACAUGACCAUGUCGGUACGGCGUGAACUCUGCGCCGUCAUGGUCUUCGCCGUAGUGGAGCGCGCUGGCACCAUCGUUCUCAAUGAUGGAGAGGAACUGGACUCGUGGUCGGUGAUAUUGAACGGUUCGGUGGAGGUGACGUACCCUGAGGGCCGCACGGAGAUUCUCUGCAUGGGCAACAGCUUCGGGGUGUCGCCCACCAUGGAAAAGGAGUACAUGAAGGGAGCCAUGAAGACCAAGGUGGACGACUGCCAGUUUGUGUGCAUAGCCCAGCAGGACUACUGCUGCAUCCUCAACCAGGUGGAGAAGAACAUGCAGAAAGUGGAAGAAGAAGGAGAGAUCGUCAUGGUCAAGGAGCAUCGAGAACUGGACCGAACGGGCACCAGGAAAGGACAUAUUGUCAUCAAGGGCACUUCGGAGCGUCUAACAAUGCACUUGGUGGAGGAGCACUCAGUGGUAGAUCCCACCUACAUUGAGGACUUCCUGUUGACAUAUAGGACCUUUCUGUCCAGCCCCAUGGUAGUGGGCAAGAAGCUACUGGAGUGGUUUCAUGACCCAAGUCUCAGGGACAAGGUGACGCGGGUGGUCUUGCUAUGGGUGAACAACCACUUCAAUGACUUUGAGGGUGACGCCGCCAUGACUAACUUCCUGGAGGAGUUUGAAAACAACCUGGAGAGAGAAAAAAUGUGCGGCCACCUGCGCCUGCUGAACAUCGCGUGCGCCGCCAAAGCUAAACCUCGCCUGGUGACGUUAACCAAAGCGUCCAGGGAGGCCGCGCUCGCAUUCAGCCUGCUGGGAGGGCAAGACAAAGGCUUCAGGGUCUUCAUCGAUGCCGUGGAAGCUGGCAGUAAGGCGGCAGAAGCGGGGCUCAAGAGAGGGGAUCAGAUCUUGGAAGUGAACGGGCAGAACUUUGAGAAUGUCCAGCUCAGCAAAGCUAACGAGAUUCUGAAGAACAACACUCAUUUGUCCAUAACUGUGAAAACCAACCUUUUAGUGUUUAAAGAGCUGCUAACCAGGCCCGAGCAGGAGCUCCACGGCGACGUAGACGGCGAAGAUGAGCACGAUCGGAAGAACGGCGCGCCGCACCUGCCCAAGAUCGGCGACAUCAAAAAGGCUAGCCGUUACUCCAUACCUGACCUGGCGGUGGAUGUGGAGCAGGUGAUGGGCUUGGAGAAAGCCAGCAAGAAGGCCAAGAGCAACUCUGUGGGUGGGAGGAACAAGCUUAAGAAGAUCUUUGACAAGACGCUCACUAGUAUCCUGCCUCCCAAACCUUACAACGACGUGUGCGUGGGCCAGUCGCAGGACGACAGCAUCGUGGGCAUGAAGCAGUCCAAGCAGAUCCCGCCGGCGCUACCUGUCAGCGGCAACCUGUCGUCGUCCAACCCCGACCUGCUCCAGUCACACCACCGCAUCCUGGACUUCAACAACCAACCCGUGCCGGUCAUCCUGAAUAUGUCCGACCAGGUGCUUCGGGUGUUUAAGGCGGACCAGCAGUCGCGCUACAUCAUGAUCGGCAAGGACACCACAGCCAAGGAGGUGGUGGCCCAGGCCAUCCGGGAGUUUGCACUGACGGCCGCGCCCGAGGCCUACUCACUCUGCGAGGUGUCCGUGACGCCCGAGGGUGUCAUCAAGCAAAGGCGGCUGCCCGACCAGCUCUCCAAGUUGGCGGACAGGAUCCAGCUGAGCGGCAGAUACUACCUGAAGAGCAACAUGGAGACAGAGACUCUAUGCUCGGAUGAGGAUGCCCAGGACCUCCUUCGAGAGGGCCAGAUCUCAUUGCUGCAGCUGAGCACGGUGGAGGUGGCCACGCAGCUAUCCAUGCGCGCUUUCCAGCUCUUCUGCGCCAUCGAACCCACGGAGUACAUCGACGACCUGUUCAAGCUACGCUCCCGGACGGGCGCCGCCACCAGCCUCAAGCGUUUCGAGGAGGCCAUCAACCACGAGACAUUCUGGGUGGCCAGCGAAGUCACGCGGGAGCCCAACCAGCUCAAGCGUAUGAAGACCGUCAAGCACUUCAUCAAGAUCGCGCUGCAUUGCCGCGAGUGCAAAAACUUCAACUCCAUGUUUGCCAUCAUCAGCGGUUUGAACCUGGCUCCCGUCUCUCGACUUCGAGGGACGUGGGAGAAGCUACCCAGCAAGUACGAGAAGCUCUUCGGCGACCUUCAGGACUUGUUCGACCCCUCCAGGAACAUGGCCAAAUACCGAAACGUCCUCAACAACCAGAACCUGCAGCCACCCAUCAUCCCGCUCUUUCCCGUCAUCAAGAAAGACCUCACCUUCCUGCAUGAAGGUAACGACUCCAAAGUGGACGGUCUGGUAAACUUUGAGAAGCUGCGGAUGAUCGCCAAAGAGAUCCGCCACGUGGGCCGCAUGGCCUCGGUCAACAUGGACCCUAACCUCAUGUUCAGGACCAGGAAGAAGAAAUGGAGGAGUUUAGGGUCCCUGAGUCAGGGCAGCGCCAACGCAGCAGUGCUGGACGUGAACCAGACGGGCGGCCACAAAAAGAGAGUGCGGCGGAGCUCCUUCCUCAAUGCAAAGAAGCUGUACGAGGACGCCCAAAUGGCGCGCAAGGUCAAGCAGUAUCUGGCCAACCUCAGCUUGGAAACCAACGAGGAGAGUCUGCAGACGCUCUCGUUGCAGUGCGAGCCCUCCGUCAGCACACUGCCUAAGAACUCAGGGGUCCGCCGAGCAGACACGUCCCCCGUGGUGUCCAGAGCGGCCAGCCAGCAGAGGGGGCAGCUAGCCAAGGGCCCCCAGGCAUUGCAAGUCCCUGCUGUGGCCCUGUACCCAUCACGCAAGAAGGUGCCCGUCAAGGACCUGCCUCCUUUUGGCACCAGCUCCCCACAGUCCCUGAAGAAAAUUCUGUCGCUUUCAGAAGAGGCCAGCGAGCGCCAUCGCAGGCAUCCGGAGGACUCAACGACGUCCAACGCAUCCUCGCAGCUCUCGUCGCCACCCGGCUCCCCGCAAAGCUCGCCCAAGAAGGGUUACAAUCGCACGGGCGACUCAUACUCGGACUGCAGUCAGAGUGAGAUGUCUUCUCGGUCCAGCCUGCUCAGCAACUUGUCCUUCGAGGACGAGCGGCGUCUGAGGCACUCGGGGUGUGUCGGUGACUCCCAGUUAGGGGGUACGCGCCUGGAACGGAGGGCCGCCACCGAUCCUGACCAAUACAGCCUUGGAUCAUACUCGUCGAUGCAAGACUGCCGGGGCAUCUACGCAGGCUGCCCCACGGUGCUGUCGUCCCCCAGCUCCGAGGAGCUGACCCAGGAUCAGGGCGACCGCGUGUCCUUGGACGCGGCCGACAGCGGGCGCGGCUCUUGGACGUCCUGCUCGUCCGGUUCCCACGACAACAUUCAGACCAUGCAGCAGGGGCGCAGCUGGGAGACGCUGGCCUUUGGCGGGGGGCUCCCGCCGGGCGGUGGCCCCGAAGCCCUGCUUUGGGCGGCGCAGGCUCGGGGCAGCUGGGCCUCGGCCGGCUCGUCCUCGUCUUCGUCCGCCGCCUACUGGGGCGAGGACUCGGAAGGCGACACGGGGACCAUCAAGAGGCGGGGCGGCAAAGACGUCAACGCCGACGCCGAGACCAGCAGCAUCACGUCCACCGGGUCUGAGGACGCCAAACAGACGGGGCGGCCUUCGCCCUCGCCCUCUCCCGUCACCGCCGCCUGUAAAGGACUUAUGUCCCGGAAAGAGGGUCGGUACCGCGAGCCCCCUCCGACGCCGCCCGGCUACACUGCGCUGACCCUGUCCGACGGCCAGUCGACGCCCCCUCCCGGCCCCGCUCCUGCAACGUUGACGACGCCGUCGAGCCGCCGCCCGCCCGACUACACCACGGCGCUCCAGCGCUCGCGCAUGGUGACGCAGUCCCCCGACUCACAUGCCCACCAGGCGUCGUCCAAACAGAGGGGGGGAGGACCCCAGCGAUCCCGGGACGAGGACGACGACGAGGCGGCGGCGGAUGAGGAGGAGGAAGAGGAGGGUGAGUCUCCUAAACUUGUCGAUCUGAGGAAGCCAAGGGCGCAGCGACAGUGACAGUUUGUGUGCGGGGGGGUCGCCCCCUAACCAUUGGGCAGAUGAUGAGCAGGUGUCGGCAGUUUGAAGAGGAAAAAGCAGCAACGUGCCAUCCCCUCCGAGCGACCACUCUGCUCUCGUCAAGCUACGUACGUGCCUGUUCCGCCUCCUGAUUGGCGGGAGCUCCUGUUGGCUCCUCCCCUUCCUCCCCGCUCCCCCGCCUUAAAGCAUCAUGGGGGGUUGACGGACCCUGCAUGCAAAACAUGAUAAAGAAAAUACUGUGAAGAAGAAGAGGAGGAGGUGAAAAACGACAAACGCUGGCACUUUUGGGACAAUUCCAAGACAUUUAAAGAAAAAAAAAAACGGCAACAAUGUUGACAUCCAUCUGCACUAAAAUGAACUACAAAAAAAACACUUGCAGCAGACGUUUGGAGGACGCUUUCAAUCAAAGUCUUUUGCACUCCUGACCCGCUCCAGGAUGUCGGAACAGUGACGCCAGUAUUAAAACCGAUAACAUUUCACACAUAUUUGACGAGCACUUUCAGCACAAAAAUCUAGCCGACGCGCACCUGGACGCCAGGGUAACCGUUAAAAAAAAAAAGCACAACAACAAUAACAAAAAAAGGGGGAUCUUAAAGAAAGGCGCAAGGACUGGAAAACGAAUUGUGACUCACAUUUGACGUGAAUGUGCAAAAAAAAAAGCGCCUUACGAGCACAUCGCGCACCAAGCAAGCAGAGUGAAAUGCCUUAUUAUUCCACAACGCUUCCUUGACAUCAUCAUGGACAACCCCCUCGGACUUGUUACACAAAAAGAAGAUCUGAUGACUGGGACUCGACGGGAGGACUUUUUGUUGUUGUUGUUGUUUUUUGUAGACUUCGGUGGCGAAGGAAUUCAAAUUGAAAAAGAAAAAAAAAACUGCUGCCAACAGGUUUGAUGCGAAGGAGUGGUAAAGUCACGCGCACAUGAAAACCAGUUCAAGUUAGAAUGUUAACAGAAGCAGAAUUGCAUCAAAUCACAUUGAAAGAUUACUAUUAGGAGGUUAUGUUAUGAGAAAAAGUCUUAAGGAUAAAAACAUUUUAACAAGAAAUAUGCUAAUAAUUAGUGUUGCACCAAUAGCAAUACAGCACAAAAAAGUCAUUGAUGUUCGUUCAUUCGGUGCAAGCCCUCCCAUUUCAAAUGGAUUGGGCAUCUACUAGUGAUCUUGGCCAGUUAGUUUAUUAGUAGUAGACGUCCAAUCCAUUUGAAGCGGAAGGCUCCCACUUCAAAUGGAUUGGAUGUUUAGCAGAGUCAACGGCAGCCAUUGACUGAAGCAAUGUCUGACCAAGACAUAAUGGCAAUUAGUUUACAGUCAAGUGAGUAUACAAUAAGGCUAGGUUCGUACUACAGGUCUUAAUGCACAAAUCCGAUUUUUUGCCAUAUCUGUUUUUUUGGCGUGCCCGUUCAGAUUGCCUUUGUCCAUUGACACCGCUCAAGUAUCACACAUGCGCAUUAAUUCUUAGUCCGACACGCGCUGAGCAAAAAGACCCGCAUGCGCAGAAGCAUCAAAACAAAUGGUCGCACAUACUGGCUGUCAUCCGUCCUUCCAGGGAUAUCAUAUCUUGCUUUUCAAAAAGAGGACACAAAUAACAGACGUACGUAAAUAAUCCCCGUUUAGGCUUAUAUUCAAAGUUUAUAUGGAUCAAUAGCAUGCACGCACUGUCCGUGCAUGUCACACACACAUACGGGCAGUUUGCCCCGACUCUCAGCCGUGUAGGCAAUGUUGAAAUAUUGCUCACAUAGAGCAGAGAGAAAACCGAUCAUUUCUCAGGCUUAUCCUCAACUCAUUUUAAUUUUUUUAUGACUGUUGUCAAGCCUGGCGCUAAUAACGCACAGCUGCACUGCUACCGUAGCGUCUCUCCCGCUAUUUGAUGACGUAAUUGCUGCAUGAAUUCCGAUUUGAGAGUCUUGACAGUUCAGACCGCCAGUCACGUUCUGAAAAAAUGUGGCCCAGAUCGGAUUUGAACCACAUACGAAAGUGACCCAGAUCGGAUUUGAAAUGGUCCACUUCUAUGCGACUUGUCACGUUCAGACAGUUAAUGCCUGACUCGGAAAAACACGAAAAAAUGGGAUUCGUGAAUUAAGACCUGUAGUAUGAACCUAGCCUAAUUGAGUAUUUCAAACAAAAAAAAAGCUAUAUUUUCCCCCAAGUAAUGUGAUAUCGGUACAGUAUCGACAUCAAAAACCUGCGCCUGCUGAUGAAGUCACCACAAUGCUCGGGUUGCAAAAACUCUCGUCUUUUCCAUUGUGUCAAAAAUGGACAAUUUAUAUGAAGACAUUUUUCAUUAUUUGAAAAAAGUAACAUAAGCAGUGGAUGAUGGAUCAUGGAUUUCACUAUCAGUUGACGGGAAACGGGGCGUGAGGCCGCUCCGUAGGGGGCCUAGUUCAAAUAUUUUCAAAACCAAAGCCACAAGCGACCUAAAACCAAAACAGGCACCUCUCUUAGGCAUAUAUACUGUAAGUCUCGAUGAGCAGCGGCAUCAAAAAUAUUUAGUCGUUCCCUAAUAAAAUCCCGAUUAAUUAUAUUUUAUAUCAGUAUAACAAAACUUAAAAUGGCUAUAAAAUUCUUAGAUUUUACGUAAUAUGCACAAAAAUCACCAAAUGUAGAGAUAAUCACCUAUAUUUUCAGGAUCAAUAGCACAAUUUAACGUAUAGGUUUUUGCCUGAAAUAGCGAGUUUUUUUUUUUUUUUUUAAUUUAGUGCAAUUUUGACAUAAGUUUUCAACAGCUAAUAAAUUUUCACAUCGGAAACUUAAUACUGGAGGAAAGCAUGCAAAAUCAUCUUAAUUUUACUCAGCAAAAGCAAGUUUUGAAUUUAUCUGGAUACAAUCACAACUUAUUUAGUUUGAAUUCCGAUGUCACUGUUUCCUUAGCAUGUCUUGCCGGCUCUAUGACCCUUGUCGUUCUUAGAUCGGAAUGUUACACACACACACACACACACACACACAAAAAAAAACACACACAGAAAAGACUUUUUUUGUGUCUGAGCUGAGAAAUGUCUAAAUUACUAGGGUUUUUUUUGCAACCCCCCCCCCCCCCCCCCCCAAAAAAAAAACGGGCAGUUGGCCGAAAAUCACCUGAUUAUUUGAAUGUAAAGUUACACCAUUGUGUAGGAUUACAAAAUCCAACAUGGCGGCCAUGACAAAACAAAGAGCUUUUUAGGUUGAAAAUUCUUGUGAAUAAAUGUGUGAAUCCAGGAAUUUCUAUAGAUAUCAACUUCAAACAGUGUAGAUUCUUGGUUAAAGCAAAAAAAAAAAAAAAAAAGGGCAGCUAUCAUUCAAUUUACAUAAAUAUUUCAAGCUAAAGUUAUGCAAAUUUUUUUCCAUUUCAUUUUUUUCACAACGUGUCAAAGGGCAUGCAUGGCGCUAUUUUAUAUAAUAAUUACCUUGAAUCCUCGACCAAAUCACUCUUGAGAGACUCCUGCCUGUUUGUUUGCGCUAAAACUUUUGUCCUGUUUCCACCUAAAUCCGGUGUUAGAACACAGCGUGUUUGAGUUUAUCACAGUUAAAGCUUUCACGACGCUUUGCCUGGCCCAGCCCCCUACGGGAAGCCGUGGCGCAAUGUAUGUAGGAGCUGUCUCGUCGUCAAAGAUAGUGAAAUCUAUUGGUGGAUAGAUAUUCAAUAAGGAUGGAAGUAACUUUCUUUAUAAAUCACUUUAAAACUGUACAGUACUUAGUAUUUACUGUGCUUUAGAGAGGCCACAUGAAUGAACAGGCUGGCGUGAUCAUAGAACAGCAAGCUUGCGUCUGAUUGGUAUAAUGGAGUCGUGAUUAUUGCGAUGUCUCAUUGAUGAAAUUACUAGAGUUACUCUUGGCAUUGAUAGCAAAAAUAAAAAUAUGUAGAAUAAAGAGGAAAAAUGUAACGACUCUUUUGUAGCCCAAAGUAGCGGAGUAAAAGAAGCGUUUUUUUCUUCACAAAUCUACUAAGUAAAAGUAAAAAGUAUGUCUUUGUAAAAGUACUCUUACAAAUACAUGUUUUUACUCAAGUAAAUGUAACGGAGUACAUGAAACGCGCAGGGGUCGCGUUAACAGAAUAUUUUCCGUCGUUGACCGGUUUUUUAAAACGGUGACGGAAAAAACUGAAGUCCAUCCGUCAUUUUGACAGGUUGCAAUUCACACCCCAGACCACAGGGUGGCGAGUGAGCAUAUUAAUUAGCUAUUGUCUCUCUUGAUGCAUGACGUCGUUGGCCUUUAACUAAAAUACCCAAACAUUUAUAGGUUUUCAUAUUUUAAUGAGGAUAACAUGCAAACAAUGACAGAAGAGGGACAAAUGAGUAAGUGAACCAUCUACCUAACGAGACUUAAAGAGCAAUUGAAACCCAUUUUUACCAAAAAAUUUAAGUCAGGUGUGUGCCCAAUCACUGAUGAGUGGUUUAAAGCUGUCCUACCCACUAUAAAACACACACCUGGUAAGAAAUGUCUUGAUGAGAAGCAUUUUCUGAUGUGCAUCAUGGCUCGGUCAAAAGAGCUGUCUGAAGACCUGCGAUCAAGGAUUGUUGAUUUAUAUAAAGCUGGGACAGGAUACAAAACCAUCUCUCAAAGUCUGGAUGUUCAUCAAUCGACAGUCAGAGAAGUUGUCUACAAAUGGAGAGAGUUUGGCACUGUUGCUUCUCUCCCAAGGAGUGGCCGUCCACCAAGAGUUCAGGGCAGAAUACUCAGAAAGGCAGUCUAAUAUCUCUGUGCACACAUCAACUAUAUGUGUAUAUAAUAAAUCGUUGCUUGUUUAAUGUUUGCAAAAAGGCACUUCAAAUGAACUCCAUAGAAGUUUUGGCAAAAUAUUUUGUGUACUGAUGAAAGCAUAGUUGAAUUGUUUGGGAGUAACACACAACGUCAUGUGUGGAAGAAAAUGGAACUGCUCACCAACAUCAACACCUCAUCCCCACCGUGAAGCAUGGUGGAGGGAGCAUCAUGAUUUGGGGCUGUUUGCUACCUCAGGGCCUGGACAACUUGCAAUAAUUAAUGUAAGAAUGAAUUCAAAAGUUUAUCAAGAUGUUUUGCAGGAAAACCCAAGGCCGUCUGUCAGACAGUUGAAACUAAAAAGAGGAUGGAUGCUGUAACGAGACAAUGAUCCAAAACUCACGAGUAAAUCAAUUUCAGAAUGAUUUCAGAACAACAAAAUGCACGUUCUGGAAUGGCCAAGUCCAGACUUGAACCCCAUUGAGAUGCUGCUUCAUGAUCUAAAGACAGCGAUUCGUGCCAGACAUCCCAGGAAUCUGACUGAACUACAGCAGUUUUAUAGAGAAGAACGGGCAAAAAUUAGUACUGAUUGAUGUGCCAGACUGAUCUGCAGCUGCAGAAAGCGUCUGGUGGAAGUUAUUGCUGCCAAACAAGGGACCACAAAAUAUUAAAUGUGAUGGUUCACUUGGUUAUUUCCAGUUAUUUUCUGUCAUUGUUUGCAUACUAUACUCAUUUAAAUAUGAAAACCUAUAAAUGUUCGGGUGGUUUUCGUUGAAGCACAGUUUUUUCAUCUGUGUGAUUUUGACAAAGAUCACAUUUAAUGAUUUUGGUGACAGAUAUGUGAGGAAUUCCAAAAGGUUCAGAUACUUUUUCAUACUACUUUAGCAAGAAAUCGGAACGUCACCGUCAAUUGCAGAUCUUCGAACAGUUUGUGCAACCCGAGCUGAUUGUGUACCUACACCGGACUCUAUAUUGGGAGCCUAAAUCAUGGGAUUGGUGCAACACUAUUGAAAACAAGAUUUAAUCUUAAUAUUCCAAGGAAAGAAAUACUGACCUGAUGACCUGAGGAAGCUUGAAAUAUCAAUUUGUAAUGAAACGUAUGUUAGAAAAAAAUUGAUUCGAAAUUUUUCAAGUAUAGAAAUGUCAUUUUGGCAGAAAAAUUCAAUUGUAAAAUCAGUAUUUUUUAUUCUGUCAGGGAUUAGGGGGAGAUUUGUAAUUUUACAGGGAACCAGUUGUAGAUUACCAAUACAACCGAAAAUAUUACCAAGAAAAAUAAUCACAUUAGAAGAAAAUGGCAAUUUUUUCAAGAAUUUAGUUAGAAUUUUCAAACAAUUUCUGCUAAUAUUCCACCUUGAAUGUUGAGCUUUUCUGACAUGUCUCCCAAUGAAUUAUUGUGGCUAUUUUUCAAUCGCUCCAAUGUUUCCUUCAAUCACAGAUUCCCGCUGAUCACAUUGAUCAGUUUUGGAGAAAAGGAUUUCGGGUUCGGGUCUUACAAUAUAUAGACUGAAGGCAACAACACACUAAAAAAAAAAAUGUUUAUUUUUGUUUUGUUAUUGUGAUAUACGUUUUUGGUUUCGUUUUGUACGGGCCGCAUUUGAAGACGUGACGUUGCACAAAAGGUGUCGGUUUGAUGUCGUGGGUAGAACUGCUACUGUUGUGAUGAUGACGAUGAUGAUGAUGAUGAUGACAUUGUGUACAUUUUAGUUGGUGAUGUUCUCUUCCCCUCUUGUACGACUCGCACUUGUAUGUCUUUUACAAAGACAAUCGGUGGAGUACGUGGCGCUCAUUUUUUUUUUUCCAAGGUUUUUUUUUUUGUAUUUUUAAUACAAUAAUUGUAAAUAUUGGUUCUAUUUUUGUUCAAAUGUAUUACGUUUAUGCCUCAACAUCCAGUUUGUAUGAAGCUGGGAAUUAAUAAAUACUGCAUUCAGAGUACAA
Messenger RNA from Corythoichthys intestinalis (scribbled pipefish), 12999 nucleotides. It is a transcript of the gene rapgef2b, whose product is annotated as Rap guanine nucleotide exchange factor 2b. NCBI's taxonomy places the organism in Eukaryota, Metazoa, Chordata, Actinopteri, Syngnathiformes, Syngnathidae. The record is from RefSeq and is a predicted model, not a curated record. Bases 2063 to 6373 code for a protein of 1436 amino acids. Gene Ontology annotation, biological process: small GTPase-mediated signal transduction. The transcript has 24 exons. Gene Ontology annotation, molecular function: guanyl-nucleotide exchange factor activity; protein binding.